Perca flavescens (yellow perch) is the source of this 1286-nucleotide messenger RNA. RefSeq names its product serum amyloid P-component. The record is from RefSeq and is a predicted model, not a curated record. Bases 557 to 1228 code for a protein of 223 amino acids. The transcript is spliced from 4 exons. Lineage: Eukaryota; Metazoa; Chordata; Actinopteri; Perciformes; Percidae.
UCUAGAUUGCAUUGACGCCAUAAACAACUGGAUGGCUGAAAGCUUUUUGCAGCUGAAUCCAGACAAGACUGAGGUUUUAAUCAUAGCACCAGACAGUGCUAUUCCUCUGAUCAGGCAGAACAUUGGGUCUCUGUCAUCGGCGGUCCGGCCCAGUCUAAGGAACCUUGGGGUGAUAUUUGACAAAUCCCUAUCUUUUGACACUACCAUCAAAUCAUCAAGUCUUCUGUCUGGUUCCACUUCCUCUUCUUGCUUCUCGUAACCUUUUCCCCUCGACCAAACGCACACACAGCAACCUAACAGUCAUACCCUGUUGUUUCACUUCUCUGUCUGGAACAAGACUUAAAGUUUUAAAUAAAUCAUGCAAGUGUCCCCACAGUAUGUCCCUAUAGGUCCCAAAAAGUGCCCCCUUUGUUGUUUGAUUUACCCUACGGUUGGGAAAUAGUCCAGAGUCCUCCAUUAUGAAAGCAGGUCAAACAACCAGCUGUCUCACAGAUAAAAGCAGGUCAGACAUCCUGAGGCUGGGGCAACCAGGACAAGAAGCGGACAGAGCCACAAGAUGGGGACACUCUUAUUUGUGAUGGUGAUGUUUGCAACUUGUUGUGCAGCACCCCAAGAUCUGUCAGGCAAAGUGUUUGUCUUCCCAAAAGAGAGCAACACAGAUCGUGUGAGACUCCUGACUUCUCAAACCAAAUUCAGCUCUGUGACCACCUGUCUCAGAUUCAAAACAGAUCUCACCAGGAACUACGGGCUCUUCUCUUUGUCCACCUCUGCUCAGAGCAAUGACUUUGUGCUCUUUAAGAUUAAUUCAGAGGACGUCAUUAGGAUGCAUGCUCGGGGCGAAGCCACAGACUUCCUGUCACUGUCAUUUGCUCCAAACACCUGGCACUCUAUGUGUGCCACCUGGCGCUCCGACAAUGGGUUGGCUCAGCUGUGGGUGGACGGCAAGGCGACCAUCAAGAGAUACAUCAAAGCUGGGCCCAUAACCGGAGCACCAAUCAUCACCCUGGGCCAAAAGCAGAGUACCCAUGGAGGGGGUUUUGAUGCGAAACAAUCAUUCAUUGGUAUGAUUACUAAAGUCCACCUUUGGGACUAUGUCAUCCCCACCGCAGAGAUUAAACGCUAUAUGGAUGACAAACACUUCAUUUCAGGCAAUGUGUUCAAUUGGGGUGCCCUGCAGUAUGAAAUCACAGGGCAGGUUUUGGUGGAUGAGGAGUCUGAAGUUAUGUAACAGGGCGUUUAACAGUGUUAUGUUCCUGAGAAAUGAUUAAAAUCGACACUUAAAAGAU